Condylura cristata (star-nosed mole) is the source of this 4008-nucleotide messenger RNA. It is a transcript of the gene SYT4, whose product is annotated as synaptotagmin IV. Gene Ontology annotation, cellular component: synapse; axon; membrane. Gene Ontology annotation, biological process: regulation of dopamine secretion; regulation of calcium ion-dependent exocytosis; cellular response to calcium ion. The transcript has 4 exons. Bases 263 to 1540 code for a protein of 425 amino acids. Gene Ontology annotation, molecular function: phosphatidylserine binding; calcium ion binding; SNARE binding. The record is from RefSeq and is a predicted model, not a curated record. NCBI's taxonomy places the organism in Eukaryota, Metazoa, Chordata, Mammalia, Eulipotyphla, Talpidae.
UGCGUCAAUUCGGGUUUCAGCCACGUCUGGAGUCUCAGAGACGAGCUUCUCAGAAGAGCCAAAACAGGAGCAGGGGUGGCAAAUCACUGAGCGAGGGCGAAUAGACCUCCUUCUUUCCCUUCUUCCCAUUCCAGACACUGGUCUCCAGGGCUCUGCGCUGUUGUUUUCAGCAUUCGGGAAAGCCGGCGGUUCAGAUCCGAGCAAGUGAAUCUAGCCAGGGGAGUUUUCCGUUCAGCACCUUGGACAGAAACGCAGCAAAAAAAUGGCUCCGAUCACUACCAGCCGGGAAGAAUUUGAUGAAAUCCCCACAGUGGUGGGGAUCUUCAGUGCAUUUGGCCUGGUCUUCACAGUCUCUCUGUUUGCUUGGAUCUGCUGUCAGAGAAAGUCAUCAAAGUCUAACAAGACUCCUCCAUAUAAGUUUGUGCAUGUGUUAAAGGGAGUUGAUAUCUACCCAGAAAACCUAAAUAGCAAAAAGAAAUUUGGAGCAGAUGACAAAAAUGAAAUUAAGAAUAAACCAGCUGUGCCAAAGAAUUCAUUGCAUCUCGACCUUGAGAAGAGAGAUCUCAAUGGCAAUUUUCCCAAAACCAAUCUCAAAGCUGGCAGCUCUUCUGAUCUGGAAAAUGUAACCCCGAAGCAAUUCUCAGAGGGAGAAAAAGGGGCUGUUUCCCCCGAUAGUUUAAAGUCCAGUACAUCCCUUACUUCAGAAGAAAAACAAGAGAAGCUGGGAACCCUCUUCUUCUCUUUAGAGUACAACUUUGAGAAGAAAGCAUUUGUUGUAAAUAUUAAGGAAGCCCGUGGCUUACCAGCCAUGGAUGAGCAGUCAAUGACCUCUGAUCCAUACAUCAAAAUGACGAUCCUGCCAGAGAAGAAGCAUAAAGUGAAAACCAGAGUUUUGAGGAAGACCUUGGACCCAGCCUUUGAUGAGACCUUUACGUUCUAUGGGAUCCUCUACACUCAGAUCCAAGAGUUGGCCUUGCACUUCACAAUCUUGAGUUUCGACAGGUUUUCAAGAGAUGAUAUCAUUGGAGAAGUCCUUAUUCCUCUUGCAGGAAUUGAAUUAUCUGAUGGAAAAAUGUUAAUGAACAGAGAGAUUAUCAAGAGAAAUGUUAGGAAGUCUUCAGGACGGGGUGAGUUACUGAUCUCUCUCUGCUAUCAGUCUACCACCAAUACGCUCACUGUGGUUGUUUUAAAAGCUCGACAUCUGCCUAAGUCUGAUGUUUCUGGACUUUCAGAUCCCUAUGUCAAAGUGAACCUGUACCAUGCCAAAAAGAGGAUCUCCAAAAAGAAGACUCAUGUGAAGAAGUGCACACCCAAUGCAGUGUUUAAUGAACUGUUUGUCUUUGAUAUUCCUUGUGAGGGUCUUGAAGAGAUAAGUGUUGAAUUUCUGGUGCUGGAUUCAGAAAGGGGGUCCAGAAAUGAGGUGAUUGGGAGGUUGGUCCUGGGAGCAUCAGCAGAAGGAACUGGUGGAGAGCACUGGAAGGAGAUCUGUGACUAUCCCAGGAGACAAAUUGCCAAGUGGCAUAUGCUCUGUGAUGGUUAGCCUCCUAGCCAUGAGUUGGAACUUAACAAUUUUAUUAGGCAAGGAGCAGUUUUCUUUCUUUCUGAUAAGUGAUUACAAGCUUGUGAUAACAAGCUACUUUUUUUUUUUUUUUGGUUAGAAAUGGAUUGAAUUAGCAGACCAGGAAGUAACUGUAAAUGUGUAUCAUGAAAAUUUCCCCCUUUUUUAGAGACAUUGGAUAAAUUUUCAUAAGCUAUUCAAGCUAUUCAAUUUCUUUUGCAGGUUACCAGUGAUAUAUAUAUAUAUAUAUGAGUAGUAGAGGGAUUUCAUGAAUAUUACACUAUAGUCCUAUAUUAUGGAAGUGGUUUGGGUGGUAACUUCAUUGGAAGAUAUCACCAGAAGUCGAUGUGGUGGUACGAAUUUACAAAUGGAAAGCAUGUCUCCUCUUAUGAAAAUUCAUCCAUUUUUCUUCAAGUGGGAAAAUCAGUUUUUCUUUAAAUCCAAAGAUACUGAAGAAAUGUUCACUAGUUUGUUUUUAUUAUGUCAUGUGCAAAUGGUUGUCCUGCAUAGAAAAGUAUAUAUGGUCAUUUCUCUUUUAUUCUUACCUACUUGGUAGAAUUUUAUCAAAAGAGAAAUAAUUUAGGGUUGAUUCAAAAGGAUAGUGAACAAGCUGAGAAAUCACAUUAUCAAAGGGCUGAGUUGAAAACACUGUGGCUGAAAAUGAUUUUUCUCUCCCUUAAGGUUACAUGUGAGUUAAAAUGUUGUAAAAUAUAAUCUCACAUCGAAACCAUGGCCUUGAAAUAAUCACUGCCUGUCAUAAUCAUCAGUGUGGCCUGAGAAAGCCCUAUUUCCUUUUGUGAAGUUGUGAAAUUAGUGGGUAAAGACAUAAACUUCAGCUAGAAAUUCAGUUAGAAAAGCUGUUUUCUUAUAGGAAAUAUGUGUAGUAUGCAAAUGUGCAUUUAAGGCUACCCCUUGCACAAAGAAAGGGCGUGACUAAGUCUUCAUUUGGCUUGUUUUCCCCAGAAGGAACUAAGCUACCAAUUCGGGAAAAAAAAGACUGUGAAAAUUUAACCAUUGCCAUAUAUAAAGCAUUACUUAAACCAACACACUAAGUAAUAUGACUCAAAACUAGUUAUACAAGCCUGAUGUAAUUUAAAUAUGUUCACACAAAAUAUAUUUAGGCUGUCAAAUUAGCACAACAAAGUAUGUGUUUCAAUGUCUUUUCUAGACUAAUUUGUCUUGAGCUGUUGUCUGUGGUACAGUUUAUAGACUUGUGUCUUGUACCGUUUUCUAGUGCCAGGACUCUGCAAUUCAUUACAAAUCUCUUAGAGUACAGCAGUGCCCUGCGAUGAUUUGGAAAGAAUUCACUUGAGGUAACGUUGCUAUUUGAGUUUUUAGAGAAGUAUGAGUAAAACUCGGGUACAGUUGAAUUAUUAAAUAUGCAAGUUAGAAAUAAAGUCUACUGAAAAACUUACAUUUUGAGUCAGGUUUUGUGUCAGUACUUUAGCAGUUUUUGAGAAUGUGUUUGAUAUCACAGUGUUUGUAAAUUCUUUGACAACGCAUUUUCAAAACAACUUAUACAUGCUUUUUAUGACAAUGCCUAAUGUAAUGAAAAUGUUUUACAUUCUGUAUGUACAAAGACUGGAACCAAUCUCCUUUUUGUGCUUUAAGAUAACUUUAGGAUUAAAAAAGGAAUAUUCUUCAACCAUUGUCUGCAUUCCACUACAAAGUCACCUACAGCAUUUGUUCCACUCAACAUUUCUGUGAAAGCAACUUGAAAUGAAUCAUUGUCAGUGUGUGGCUUGGAAAAGUCAAAUGGCCUUUUGAUUUACAUGUAUUUGGUAUCAUGGGCCAGGGAAAGGAUCUAUUUUGGGGCUCAGAGAAGUUGUGAGGAGUCAGUGCUAAGUAUCCUUUGCAGCAGCCAAAAGUUAGUGGUGGUACCCGGUGAAGUAUGGUUGUUGGAAGAAGAUUUUUUUCAGUGGAACAAGACCAACAACAAAUACUUUUAAAAUUUCAAUAGAUAAUUUGUAAAUAGCUUUUUUUAAAAAAAAAUUAAAGUGUUUUGAAUGUGAAAAGUUGAGUACAAUUACCUACAAUUGCUUUUAAGAGAGAAGAAAAAAUUAAAUUUAAUUUAGAAUGAAAUUUAAAGCAGGUGGGGUACAUGAUCCCCUCAUCUUUGGAAAAUUGUACUGUUUUAUAAUGUAUUACAUUAUCAAUGUGAAUAUCUUGAAAUCUGUUACCAAUUCUGCACUGUAUUAAACAUGUAAAUUAAUUGUUUGUCUGAUUAGCCAGACUAAACCCACCUAAUGGGAGGGAUCCAUGUUUGAAGAACUGUGUAACUCGGUAACUGACUUGUUCUGAUGUUGUAACUCAAUAGAAGUGAUUUGGAAGGAAGCAUGGUUUAUGAGAUGGUGUCCGUUCUUUUGUGCCAGCUCUGUAUGAUGUUUGUAAGACCAUGUUUGUAAGACAUGAAUAAAAUGCUGCUUUUGCCCAACCCAUUUCAACUCAAA